Molecule: messenger RNA, 1182 nt
Organism: Kluyveromyces marxianus DMKU3-1042
Lineage: Eukaryota; Fungi; Ascomycota; Saccharomycetes; Saccharomycetales; Saccharomycetaceae
Gene: GCV1
Product: glycine decarboxylase subunit T
Exons: 1
Coding region: 1-1182 (393 amino acids)
Biological process (GO): glycine catabolic process
Cellular component (GO): mitochondrion
Molecular function (GO): aminomethyltransferase activity; protein binding
Source: RefSeq, a predicted model, not a curated record
AUGUUACAGUUCAAAAGGUUUAACAGCAGUGCUGGUGCAGCAGCAUUGAAAAAGACGGCAUUGUACGACAUGCACGUGUCGUUGGGGGCCACCAUGGUGCCGUUUGCAGGCUACAGCAUGCCAGUUUUGUACAAGGGACAAACGCACAUUGAGUCGCAUAAGUGGACUAGAGAACAUGCGGGUUUGUUUGACGUUUCGCACAUGAUGCAAAGCACGAUUAGCGGGUCCAAUGCGAUUCAAUUCUUGCACCAAGUGACGCCUACUGAUUUCCAGGCGUUGAAGCCCAAGGUGGGCACGCUUUCUGUUCUUUUGAAUGCGAACGGUGGCAUUGUGGACGACACGUUGGUGACCAAGAUCAGCGAUGAGCAGUUCUACAUGGUGACGAAUGCGGGCUGCAUCGAGAGGGACACGGAGUUUUUGACCGAAGAGUUGGCGCGCGUACCCGAGGGGACCGUGUCGUGGGAGGUGCUCAAGGACAGGGCGCUACUAGCGCUCCAGGGUCCCGAAGCGCGCUAUGCGUUGGCGAAGCUCGUGAAGCACGGGGAUUUGAAGACGCUAUACUUUGGCCAAAGGGACGAGUUCCAACUCUCUGAGAACAUCACUGCGCAGGUAGCUAGAUCAGGGUACACUGGUGAGGACGGAUUUGAGAUCAGCGUUUCAAACAGCGACGCUCCGGUGCUUGCGCAGCUGUUGUUGGACCAGCCGGAGGUGAAGCCCAUCGGUCUAGCGGCCAGAGACAGUUUGCGACUAGAAGCCGGUAUGUGUCUCUACGGGCACGAAUUGGACGAGACGAUUACGCCCGUGGAGGCGUCGUUGAACUGGUUGAUCAGCAAGUCGAGAAGAGACGGCUCGUUGGGCAAGUUCAACGGCUUCGACAAGAUCAUCGCACAAAUCAAGGACAAGUCCUACGACAAGGUCAGAGUCGGCUUCAAGUACCUUGGCAAGGGCCCGGCUGCAAGACAAGAAACUCCGAUAUUGAAUGACGCGAACGAGCAAGUCGGUGUCGUGACCUCGGGAAGCGCAUCGCCUUCCUUGAACAACAUAAACAUCGGCCAGGCCUACGUGCAGAAGGGGCUCCACAAGAAGGGCACCCAAUUGAGGGUUCAGAUCAGGAACAAGACCUAUCCUAUCGAGAUAGCGAAGAUGCCCUUGGUGCCUACCAACUACUACAAGCCAACAUAG